Molecule: messenger RNA, 1002 nt
Organism: Galdieria sulphuraria
Lineage: Eukaryota; Rhodophyta; Bangiophyceae; Galdieriales; Galdieriaceae
Product: ribosomal large subunit pseudouridine synthase D
Exons: 2
Coding region: 30-959 (309 amino acids)
Biological process (GO): pseudouridine synthesis
Molecular function (GO): pseudouridine synthase activity; RNA binding
Source: RefSeq, a predicted model, not a curated record
GGAAUUACAAUUCUCUCCAUACGUUAUUCAUGCGGACUCUAUUUGUAGCACCACUAGUAACAACAAGCUUUCGACUUGGCGCCUUUUGUAAGAAUAUAUUCACUAAUGUUCGCAUUCGUCGAACGAAACAAAUACUAUAUAUGCGACCAUUUGUUUCCUCGGCUUCUUGGAAAGAGUUUCUAGUUGACAAGCCCGAGGAAGAUAGCGAUGCUUCAGAACAGAUCGACCAAGUGAGUAGCUUUCGUGUUUCGCCAGAUGAAGUUGGACAAAGGAUAGAUAAGCUUCUAGCCUUACGGUUUCCUGAACAGUCAAGAACUUAUUUUGAGAAGCUCAUUGAAAAGAGGUUAGUAAGGCUAAAUGGGUCGAACGCCGUCACAAAGAGCUUUCGAACAAGACUUGGAGACGAGAUUGAGGUGACGUUUCUAGUCUCUCCAGAGUUUCGCUUUGAAGCGCAGAAUAUACCUUUGAAUAUAUUGUACGAAGAUAACCAUAUUGUAGUGAUCAAUAAGGCGUCAGAUAUGGUAGUGCAUCCAGCUCCUGGAAAUUGGAAUAACACCUUAGUGAAUGCCCUUGCUUAUCACCUGGGAGUACACUCACUAGAUGAUUGUCAUGAAAAUAUUCGACCUUGGAUAGUACAUAGAUUGGACAAAGGAACCUCAGGGGUUCUCGUGACCGCAAAGACUGAUAUAGCACAGAGAAACCUUAUGCAAGCAUUCAAAUCUAGGAACACCAAAAAGUCUUAUAUUGCAGUUUGCUAUGGAAACCCAAUGACCAGACUACACGUAUUAUCCGGGAAUAAUAUUAUGGACAUGCCUAUUGGCCGCAGCCAUUCCAAUCGUUUGAGGAUGGAAGUUGUUCCACUAGAAAAAGGAGGGAAAGAAGCAAUAACAGUUAUUGAAGGAGACGCAUCAAAUUCGAGUGCAUCUACGCCAUUGUGCUUCUUAUAUAGUGGGCGAUGAGCUUUAUGGAUUGUCACAUAUUAAUGAAAAGUAUGAAUAUUUU